AUGGCUGCUAUGGAUGAAGAUGAUAUCGCCAACUAUUAUCUUAUUCCAGGGGUAGAGAUUGUAAAUGUCUGGAUCGUCAGAGACGUAGCCACCGGCAGGGAGUUAGCUCGCUGGCCGAUAGCUACCCUGGGCCUAGCCAGUGAUCUGAUGAGGGGGAGAAGACGACGAAGGCGCCAUAGAAGAAGAUCGCCGUCUACCAGUGAUGAAGAUGACCAGCCAAGGAGAAGGAGGAGGACAGAUUCACCACCACCACCAACUUCCUAUUCGGCCCCUCUGAGUAGUCCGGAACUACUCCAGGACACCCCGAGAAGCCCGUCCCCUCCAAGAAGACCACCUACUCCUACCUGGUCACCCAGUCAUCCCCCGGGAGCAGCUGCUGGACAGUGGGAUUCCUCCGUAGAUUCGGAUUGGACCCCUCCCGUUAACAACGAUUGGGCUGGACAGGGGGAUUCGUCAUCCGUUGAUUCGGAUUGGUCCCCUCCCGUCAACGAUGACUGGGCACCCUCCCCGGAGCUGGCAAGACCACCACCACCCUCCCCGGAGCUGGCACCACCACCACCCCCGACCCCGGAUGUGUCACCAGGUGUGAGUACUACGGGGUCAAUUCCAUUUUGGGGGAUUCAAGUAGCAGCAGCCAGGCUGGAUUCCUGUGCAGUUUGCUUACAGGAGGAUGUUAUGUCCAACUACAUUUGCUGCCAGUGUCGCCGUCGACCGGCUUGUCUUGAGUGUUCAGCUGUGCUGGUACAGAUGCACCAAUCUUGCCCACUCUGUAGGACCAGGCGUGUUGCAUAUAGAGCACCUCGCAGGCGAGGAUUGAGACGACCUCCUCCAAGACAGUCAUCUCUACCCCCACCCGGAAGGCCGGACUUUCUGGAGCCGUUGACCGGUAACCAGCGACCUCCCCUCUCAGGCAGAACAGAGUUCCGCGGCAGAGGCAGAGGUAGAGGCAGGCCUCUCAGGGAGUAA
Molecule: messenger RNA, 966 nt
Organism: Saccostrea echinata
Lineage: Eukaryota; Metazoa; Mollusca; Bivalvia; Ostreida; Ostreidae
Exons: 1
Coding region: 1-966 (321 amino acids)
Source: RefSeq, a predicted model, not a curated record